UCAAUAUCAGUCUCUCUUUAUCCUCCUCCUGUUUUCAGAUUAUUCCAACACCUUGACCAACCUACUCUCUGAAUUUCUCCUCAAUUGUAUACGCAUACAUACAACAAGGGGAUUACCUCCUCAUUGAAAAUGGCAGUACAAAACGUGGAUCUGUUUGAAGGAUACUUCAGAAGAGCAGAUUUGAAUAAAGACGGGAUCAGUGAAUCUGAAGCCGUUACUUUCUUCCAAGGCGCCAAUCUGCGUAAACAAGUUCUCGAUCAGAUAUGGACACAUGCUGACUACAACAAAACUGGUUUCAUAGGAAGGAACGAGUUCUACAAUGCCCUUAAACUUGUUACAGUAGCUCAAAGUAAGCGAGAGCUAACCCCAGAUGUGGUGAAGGCAGCGCUUUAUGGUUCUUCUUCAACUGUUCAACCCGUGCCACAGUUGCAUAGUGCUGCUUCUACUGUUCUCCAGACUGCAAGCAUGGACCACCAGUUGUUUCCUUCUCAACAAAUUCAAUCAGCAAAACCACCUCGACCUAUGUCUUUUCCUUCUAACUUCCAUCCACAACAUCCUCCAAGCACAAAUAAUUCAGCUGAUGGUACAAAAAGGGAUAGUCCAAGCAUUCCAUCUGUGGAGUUGGUAGGCAGGGAUCCUAAAGCGUUGCUGGCUUCUGGAAUUGGAUUUAUGCCUGGCUCGGUUUUUGGAGAUGCAUCUUCUACAUCCUCUUCUCUACUCAAACAGGAUUUUCAAGUGUCUGCAUCUUCUGCUAGUUAUUUAACUAUUUCAUCAUCCAACACUCCAGUUUCUACAGGUUCUCAAAUGGCAAUUAAUUCAGGGGGAAUGGGAUCUUCUCAGAAUUUAUUUACUCAGCCAUCUGUAGGAAAUCAGUACCAGCAUAUUCAAACAGUGAAAGGAAAUCCACAAGUCCCUUUGCAGAGCUCCACAACAAAGAAUUCAACGAGAUCUAGUUUAGUUGCAGGUGCCGGAAAUUUGACAGCUGCUCAGUCACAGACUCCUUGGCCAAAGAUUACUCAGACUGAUGUACAAAAGUAUACUAGACUAUUUUUGGCAGUUGACACUGAUAGAGAUGGGAAAAUUAGUGGUGAACAGGCACGAAACUUGUUCUUAAGUUGGCGGCUUCCACGUGAGGUUUUAUACCAGGUGUGGGAUCUUUCUGAUCAAGAUAAUGACAGUAUGCUUUCUUUAAGAGAGUUCUGUAUUUCACUUUAUCUUAUGGAACGGUUCAGAGAAGGCCGCUCCCUUCCCUCUAUGCUUCCAAGUGAGGUUUUCUUGAAUGAGGGACUAAUACCUGCCACUGGUCAAUUUUCCACAGCUCAUAACAAUGCGAGUUGGAGACCUAGUCAAGGGUUACAACAGUCACGAGGGAUGGCUGCUUCCCAGCAAUCUACUCAUGCUGCCAGAGCAAAGUUACCAAAUCAGGGUCCUCCCUCCCCAGCUGAUGAGUCUAUGCCACCAUCUCCACAGAAAUCCACAAUUCCUGUGCUUGAGAAGAAUCUUGUAGACCAACUUAGUGAAGGGGAACAAAAUUCACUAAACACAAAGUUCCAAGAGGCAAAAGAGGCAAAUAUGAAGGUGGAAGAACUGGAGAAGGAAAUAGUAGAGUCUAGACAGAAGAUAGAGUUCUACAGCUCCAAGAUGCAGGAAAUUGUUUUAUACAAAAGCAGAUGUGAUAGCCGUCUUAAUGAGAUUUCAGAAAGAGUUUCUGCUGAUAAGCGUGAGGUUGAAUCUCUUGCCAAGAAAUAUGAAGAGAAAUACAAACAGACAGGAGAUGUGGCCUCUAAAUUAACCAUUGAAGAGGCCACUUUUCGUGAUAUUCAGGAGAAAAAAAUGGACAUGUAUUGGGCGAUUAUGAAAAUGGACCAAGACGGAAAGCCUGAAGCUAUUCAGGUUGGCGCUGAUCAAAUCAAACUAGAAUUGGAGGAGCUGAUGAAAUUCCUGAAUGAGCGCUGCAAGACUUACAGCUUACGUGCAAAACCAACCACAUUGGUUGAACUUCCUUUUGGUUGGCAGUCUGGCAUUCAAGAAGGAGCAGCUGAUUGGGAUGAAAAUCGGGAUAAGUUUGAAGAUGAAGGCUUCACAUUAAGUAAAGACCUGACUCUAGAUGUGCAAAAUGUUGUUGCACCUCCUAAGGAGAAAUCAGUCAUAAAAAAGGGAUCUUCUUCUGUUGAGGUUGGAGCAGAGGUUUCAUCUAUAGUUGCCAAUGGUAAAAUUAAUAAAGUGCCAAGCUCUGAAGAAAGGGCUCCUAAUGAUGCUCAUAGUCAUAAAAAAGGGAUCACUGCAAGUCCACUAGGUCGGAACUCAUCUAUUAAGAACUCUGACAUGGAUACUUCUUCACCCCGUGAUUCAGAUACCCAGAGUGAACAUGGAGGAACAUUCGACACUCACUUUGACACCAACUCGGUCUGGGAUUUGAAUUCUGUAUCUAAUAAGGAGAUGGAGCAUUCAUUCUUCGUUUCAGACGAAUUAGGUCUGCCUCCAAUCAGGACAGAUUUUUCAUACAGAGACAACUUUCCUAAGAAAAGUACAUAUAUCUUUACAGAUUCUAUUCCAAGUUCUGCCAAUUCUCCAGAGUCAGAUAACUUGUUUCAAAAUAAGAGGACACCUGUGUUCGAUUCUGUUCCAAGCACACCACAAUCCGAUAUCUUUCAGAACAGGAGCACAUUUGUGUUCGACUCGGUGCCGAGCACCCCACAGGCCAAUAAUAAUCUGUUUGAAAAUAAGAGCACGUUCCAGUUUGACUCCGUGCCAAGCACCCCACAGGCCAAUAAUAAUAAUCUGUUUGAAAAUAAGAGCACGUUCCAGUUUGAUUCCUUUCCAAGCACACCUAAGUACAACUAUAGCAAUUCUCAAUAUGGGUUCGGUGAGGGACCAGAUAUUUUAGCAAGAUUCGAUUCGUUUCGCAGCACUGCAGAUUCUGAUUAUGGGCAGGGAUUAUUUUCCCAGCAAGAUUCACUUGGAAGAUUUGAUUCCUUCCGCAGUUCUAAGGAGUCGAAUGAUGGUCAUGGUUAUGCCAGGUUUGAUCCGAUCCAUAGCAACAGAGUUUCCAAUGAUAGCCAUGUAUUUCCUUCUUUUGAUGAUUCGGACCCAUUUGGAUCGAGCGGUCCAUUUAAGACAUCACUAGACAGUCAAACCCCGAGGAGAGACUCCGAUGACUGGAAGCCUUUCUAGCCGAAAUUGGAUUCUUACAUUGGUGACAUGAUUUGGUACCACACUGAGUUUUAAGGCGAUGAUCUCACUAUGUAUUAUACUCACCUUCAUUAUUCGAUCGCCUUGUUUUUUUUAAUUUUUAGGGCAGAUGUAUAAAUGCAAACAAAUAGAUAUUUGUAAACUACCAUAGAUAUACAUUAUGCAAUGAGUAGAGUUUCCUUGUGUC
Impatiens glandulifera is the source of this 3379-nucleotide messenger RNA. RefSeq lists its product as uncharacterized. Gene Ontology annotation, molecular function: calcium ion binding; protein binding. Gene Ontology annotation, biological process: endocytosis; endosomal transport. Lineage: Eukaryota; Viridiplantae; Streptophyta; Magnoliopsida; Ericales; Balsaminaceae. Gene Ontology annotation, cellular component: plasma membrane; nucleus; cytoplasm. The record is from RefSeq and is a predicted model, not a curated record.